GUCACACUGGCAAUCAGCUGUUUUGGGUGGCAUAUCACAACAACAAAGAAAACUUUACAGAAAAUUGUUUAUUAUUCUGAAAUCCUCGAGGAAAACCUUCAUUUCCAUGGAGGGCCACCUGCGCCUGCACAAGGUCGGCGACUACGCCGCCCCCAGCCUCCAGGAGAAGUCCAGCAAGGGGAGUGGCAACAUGGAGCAGCUCUCCGGCGUGAUGAUAAUUAUCAUCAUCAGUGGCGGCGUACUCACCUGCCUGAUGUUGUUCAUCUUCGCCAAGCGCCAGAUAAUGCGCUUCCAGCUACGAGGACGUCGUGGUCCCCACGUUCCGGUGGGCAACGAUGCCAAGAAGGCGCUGAGGCGCGAGAUUGAGCGGCGGCUGGACUGCAUCCAAAAGAUCACCCAGGAACCAAAGCUACUUUGGACCGAUAGUGACAAGUACAUUGUUCAGCCGGAACCGGAGGCUCCUCCGCCGCCGUACUACUACCGCAUGAAGGCGGUGGACAACGUGAAGCUGCUGGAGUCGGAGAUUGCCCGGGCGGAUGGCAGUUCACGGCAUGCCCCCGAAAGCCUCCGAGCCUUUCUGCUGACCACCCUAUCAGUCACAUUGAACGGAGCCGGACAGCGGAUGAUUCACCAGUACUGCGACAUGUACGAGCACGCCCGCCACGAUCCCAAUGAGUUUGGAAAGGAUGAGUACGAGGCGUAUCACCAUUUGCUGUUGAAGCUCUUAGAGGCCUCCAAGCAGUUAAAGAACUACAAUUCUCGGAAGGCAUCGCCCGCUCGAACCCCUCGUAAGCAGACCAAGAUGCACUCCCUGCUGGAUCCUGCUCGGCUGCGACCGCCCACCACCUUGGAAAAUGUGCAGCCCAGCAGUGAACUCACAACUGGACAGCAUGCCAAGGUCAAUUUGACGCUGGGUCUGCAGGGCGGCGAUGGCGAGGCCGAACUGGCCACCAACCCUCUCCACCUGCAGGCGCCCUCUGAUAGGGAUCUUAUUAUACGCAAUAGAAUUAAAACGCCCACUCUGGAUGACAUUAUUGUGGAGGCUGACCACCACCAGAACAGCGAGGCGGCACCCAUGGAGGACAACGAGAUUAAGAGCAUAUCGUCUAUGCAAUUUCAGCGGAGCUCUAGCAAUGUCUGAACAUGCUUUUAAAGAAUACACCCCGAAGUGGGCUUACCAUUAGUUACCAUUUGUGUAGAUUACUUUCUUCAAUACAAAAUAAAUAUAACGCUUUAAACAUA
Drosophila elegans is the source of this 1242-nucleotide messenger RNA. RefSeq names its product protein C1orf43 homolog. The coding region runs from base 107 to 1141 and encodes 344 amino acids. The transcript has 2 exons. Lineage: Eukaryota; Metazoa; Arthropoda; Insecta; Diptera; Drosophilidae. The record is from RefSeq and is a predicted model, not a curated record.